Messenger RNA from Hypanus sabinus (Atlantic stingray), 2785 nucleotides. It is a transcript of the gene hexb, whose product is annotated as hexosaminidase B (beta polypeptide). Gene Ontology annotation, biological process: ganglioside catabolic process; glycosaminoglycan metabolic process; carbohydrate metabolic process. Gene Ontology annotation, molecular function: beta-N-acetylhexosaminidase activity. Bases 63 to 1715 code for a protein of 550 amino acids. Gene Ontology annotation, cellular component: membrane. The record is from RefSeq and is a predicted model, not a curated record. The transcript is spliced from 13 exons. Lineage: Eukaryota; Metazoa; Chordata; Chondrichthyes; Myliobatiformes; Dasyatidae.
GUGCGGGUCACGUGCCACCGCGGUGGUUUAAAGCGGGAGCGAGCGGUGGGCGCCGGCGCAAGAUGGGCUUCGUUCGGUCGGUGCUAGCGGCGGCGGCCCUGCUGCAGUUCGCCUGCGCCGGUGUGUGGCAGCCGCCGGAGGACCCGGCGUAUGAGCCCCGGCUGCCGGCCGGUUCGCAGUCCCCGUACGGCUCCCUGUGGCCGUUGCCGCAGAGAGUGGCGAUCUCUCCCGACGUGUACCGGCUGAGCGAGGUCACCUUCCGGAUCGUUCACUCGACCCAGUCCACUGCCUCGGUCGGCUGCUCCAUCCUGGACAACGCCUUCCGCAGGUACUACGGCUACAUCUUCGGCAGCAGCCAACGGGAGGCAACCGGCGGCCGCGACCUCGGGGAUCUGCCCCAGUUGCAGGUCACUAUCACCUCCAGCGACCCUGAGUGCAACAAGUAUCCGAGCAUCUCUUCCAACGAGGCCUAUGAGCUCAUAGUUGCUCAGCCUGCUGCUACUUUGAAAUCCGAGACAGUGUGGGGUGCUCUGCGAGGAUUGGAGACUUUCAGCCAGUUGGUAUAUGAAGAUGAAUACACUACUCAUCUCGUUAAUAAAACUGAGAUCACAGAUGCUCCGAGAUUUGCUCACAGAGGUGUUUUGCUUGAUACAUCUCGGCACUAUUUGCCUAUUAAAGUAAUACUUGAAACAUUGGAUGCCAUGUCAUUCAAUAAGUUCAAUGUUUUCCAUUGGCAUAUUGUGGAUGAUCCAUCUUUUCCAUACCAAAGUAUCACCUUUCCUGAGCUGAGUGAACAGGGUGCAUAUCACCCAGUCUCUCAUAUUUAUACAUUGAAAGAUGUCAAGACAGUUAUUGAAUAUGCCCGUGAGAGAGGAAUUCGGGUCGUUCCAGAGUUUGACACUCCAGGGCACACUCAGUCUUGGAAAGGUCAAAGCAACCUCCUUACUCCUUGUUAUAAUGGUGAGGAGCCUUCUGGGAAAUUUGGACCUGUAAAUCCUAUGUUAAAUACAACCUAUGAUUUUAUGAAUCAAUUCUUCAAAGAGAUCAGCUGGGUGUUCCCGGAUGCCUAUAUUCAUUUGGGAGGUGAUGAAGUUGAUUUUACAUGUUGGAGAUCAAAUCCCAUGAUUACUAAGUUUAUGAAAGAGAAAGGUUUUGGCAAUGAUUACAGGAAACUUGAAUCUUUCUAUGUCCAAAAUAUUCUAGAUAUUGUUGCAGCUAAUAUGAAGGGUUAUAUGGUCUGGCAGGAGGUCUUCGAUAAUGGAGUGAAGAUUAAGCCAGACACUGUAGUUGAAGUGUGGCUGUCAAGCACUAUGAAGGCAGAGCUAUCUAAAGUAACGUUAGCUGGGUUCACAACCAUCCUGGCAGCACCCUGGUACUUAGAUUACAUUAGCUAUGGACAGGACUGGCAAAAGUACUAUCAAGUUGAACCUCUCCAUUUCAAUGGAACUCAGGCGCAGAAGAAGCUGGUGAUUGGGGGAGAAGCUUGCCUCUGGGGAGAAUUUGUUGAUGCAACUAAUCUUGCCUCACGUUUAUGGCCUCGGGCAAGUGCUGUAAGUGAGCGCCUUUGGAGCAGUGAAGAAACAAACAAUCUGAAUGAUGCGUACAGAAGACUAACAAAACACCGGUGCCGCAUGAUCCAACGGGGCGUAGCAGCUGAACCUCUGUUUAUCGGCUAUUGUGAUCAUGAAUUCAAGGCCAAGAAAGAAUUCAACUAAAUUCAGAUUUUCUCUUGGAGAAAUAUGCCAAUAUAUCUUGAUCUGAACAAACUUUAACUGCAUUAUUGAAAUGGUGAAUUUUAAUGUAGACAAAUGAUACUUUGAACAAAAAUAUUUCUUUUAGAAUGGGAAAAUUUGUAUAAUUUUAAUAUUUUUAUAACUUCUAAAUUUGUUUACCUCUUUCUGGACCAUGAACUUACUGUCUUUACAGCAUGGUUACAUUGACCGGAGUUGUAGAGCAGUACAGCAUAGGCAUAGCUGAGACCAACCCUUCAGUUCUGAGUUUCAGUCCACAAUGAAAUCUGCUUAUUCAUUUCCAUAGAUUCUUCCUGAUCUGCUGAGUUCCUCCAGCAUUCUGAAUGUUACCCUGGAUUUUCAGCAUUGGCACUCUAGUUGUUGAUGCAAGUCCAUGUCAUCCAUAGUAACCAGCAAGCUGGUCCUGAUUUCCUCUAAGCCCCACCCGUCCAUAUACUUAUCCAUGUGCUUCUUGAAUGAAAACUAUUGUACCUGCCUAAAUUAGGUCUUGCAAGCUGGAAAAUAUAGUUCUAUAUAUACACACCACUCUGCCUGGGGGCAAAAAUGCCCCCCUGGUCCCUUUUUAAAAUCUUGCUCUAUCUAAAUUGCUGCCUUAUCAAUGACAUGUGCAACUGCAAUAUAACUGCCAGCAUGCUAAACAAAUGCUUUUUCACCACCUCAUUCAACAAACUAUGCACUGUACUUCCCAGUCAUUCUGUCCCUUUACCCUAUCUAGUUCCCUUCCAUACAUUGUACAAGUCCUAUUCUGGUUUGAGUCUUCAAGAUGUUAUGUUACACUUGUCUGUAUUGAAAUCCACUGAUCAACUUAAUUGAUCAAAAUCUUCCUGUAAUCCACAGUUGCCUUCAUUAUGAAUACACCAUCUAAUUUUGUUAUUGCCUAGUUGGUCUAUUUUAGUGUUUCAAAUUUUAUAUAGUUGAAAUGAUAACUUGUGUUUUGAGCUUUCUGCAGUGAAAAUGUAUCAAUUAUGCAAAGCCAACAAAUGUGUGAAAUGUUCACUUGGUUGAAUAAUCACAAUAAAAGUUUUAUUUCUUGA